Brassica rapa (field mustard) is the source of this 647-nucleotide messenger RNA. Its product is annotated as proteasome subunit beta type-2-A. NCBI's taxonomy places the organism in Eukaryota, Viridiplantae, Streptophyta, Magnoliopsida, Brassicales, Brassicaceae. The record is from RefSeq and is a predicted model, not a curated record. Gene Ontology annotation, cellular component: proteasome core complex.
GGUGGGGGGGACUUGGGAAUUGGUUUAGAACCAUAACCGAAGAUAACCGAAAACCAGAAAGAUCGGUUCGGUUAGGCGUGCUCCUUGUUGUGCUUUGAUCAAAAUCCGUUUUCCUCUCUCUCUCUCUCUGCUCUGCUCUUAUUGAUGGCGAAAAAUCUAAGAUAUGUCCUUGUUUUUGUUUUGGGUUUGCUGUCUUUGAUCAGAAUCCGUAUUCCGUGAAUAUCCUGAUGGCUGGCUACGACAACGAGAGUGGCGCAUCCCUUUACUACAUCGACUACAUUGCAACCCUUCACAAAGUUGACAAGGGAGCUUUCGGUUACGGCUCCUACUUCUCCCUCUCCACCAUGGACAGGCACUACCGCAGCGACAUGUCUGCUGAAGAAGCCAUCGAACUGGUCGACAAAUGCAUACUUGAGAUCCGAUCAAGACUGGUCGUUGCGCCUCCAAACUUUGUUAUCAAGAUUGUUGACAAAGACGGAGCUCGUGACUACGCUUGGCGUCAGUCCGUUCAGGACGUCACAACUGCUGCUGUCUAACUUAGUUUGAUUUAUGCUGUGUAACAUUUAUUGUUUAUUGGGAGACUAUUGUUUGUCUUUUUAUUUAGUUCAAGAAUCAACAUUGAAGAUCAAGCAAAUGAUGUAUUUCUU